UCUUCUUUUGUAUCGUACGAUACAUUUCGGUUUUCCUUUUUUGUCAUUGAUUCUUAUUCAGAUGACGUCGUUAAUAUGGACGAUUUUCCUGAUGGGAAUUGUUGGCUCCGUAGAGCAAUUAAGUUUCAGAAGUAUUCUGAUUGAACGAGCCUGUGAAAAACGACCUGAGCUCGAUUUCUGCGGUGGAAGUGCAUCUGCAUCGGGAACACCGGUCCAAGUUGCAAGUUCAGUUGUUCCUCUGAUCCUUCCACCAAUGACAACACUUCCACCAUCCACAACGACCUCUACAACUGCUGAACCAACCACUACAACUCCGUUAAAAUCUUCAACUGAUUCAGUUGACUUUGACGAAGAAUCUGAAGGAAACUCUACAGCUUCUACUGAGCAUGAAAAGCUCGGCAGCCUGGUGAAACUUCCAAAACCAGAGAGAUCCAGUACUGAUAAAGUAGUAGAUCAAGUAAUCGAGCAUAGUGGUCCGGCUUCUUCGUCAGAGGAAACGAAGAAUUCAACAGUUCCAGAAGUAAAAAUUGAGGAUGAAAAGGGUGUGUUAGUGUUUGUCAGUGAGUACUGUGUCAUUGAAAGAGAACGAUUUGUGAAAGGAUGUCAUGGAGAUAUUGAUAAGAAAGAGGAAACAUUCUGCAAGACGUACGUCUCAGCAUGUGCUUCUACAACAGGUGUUCUCCCUGUUAUGACAUAUUGUGCUCGCUACUACACAUAUUAUCCAACACACUGUAAAGCUCAACUUGUCGAUCCAAAAGCCUUGCAAUUCUGUUUCGCAUUUGAGCAGUUUUGUUUGCCUGAGAAAACUGCUGCACAGUCACCAAAGAAUCCAAAAUCAUCUCUCCGAAAAUGCGAAGAUGUUCUGCCAGAAGCUCGAAAAGUGUGUAAUCCAUUCCCAAAUCCAAAAGACACUUUCAACUUGCUUCGAUGCACUCAUUUCUUGACAAAUUGUAAGAAAUUUGUUGAUUGGUUGUAACUUAUUACGAUUUUGUAAAUAUUUCCAUUUAUUUGUUUAAUUUAAUAUUGUUCUUUCAUAAAUUAAUAAAAAGUAAUUUUUGAG
This is a messenger RNA of Caenorhabditis elegans, 1060 nucleotides long. RefSeq names its product DUF19 domain-containing protein (gene F41E6.12). The transcript is spliced from 5 exons. The record is from RefSeq and is marked reviewed. Lineage: Eukaryota; Metazoa; Nematoda; Chromadorea; Rhabditida; Rhabditidae. The coding region runs from base 62 to 976 and encodes 304 amino acids.